Molecule: messenger RNA, 231 nt
Organism: Phytophthora infestans T30-4
Lineage: Eukaryota; Oomycota; Peronosporomycetes; Peronosporales; Peronosporaceae
Exons: 2
Coding region: 1-231 (76 amino acids)
Source: RefSeq, a predicted model, not a curated record
AUGGCUGCACUGAUGUCCGCUGCAUGGGAAUUUGGAUCUAUUCCCAGAAAGGUGAUGGGAUCAUUCCAAGGUACUGGUAUUUUCCUGCUGUCAAGGGACAAGAUGCUCUGUAAGAUCGUCGGUGCAGCCCCGACGCUUGCCAACAUGGCUCGUGUAGACAUUGUUCCACAGCAGAAGCGAAGGCACUUAAGCAAAAAGAAACUUACGAGCGGAGGUCUGCUCGGGAGAUAA